CAGAAAUUGUUUCUUAAUUAGGAUGGUUAUUUUCUUCUUCAAUGAUCCAUAAAGCCUGAUCGAUCACGGGUCUUUCUGGUUAAUUAGCUGCCAAAAUGAUGUACGAUGAUCUACUUGCCAGAAGCUUUAGUAAGCAUGAUCAGAAAAGAUUGGGAUAUGGAGCAUUUCUUGGCUGCUUGCUAAUUGCAUUGAGCUUCUGCACUGUUUUUAAGCCUUAUUUGGGUCCUCUGCCAGUUUUGAACUUGAAGCUGUCAAUGGGUGCUGGUUUCAAAAUGCUGAUUAUCAGGGAUACAAGCAGCUCUCCGCCUCACUCAGCAGAAAAGAAUACAAGCAGCUCUCCGCCUCACUCAGCAGAAAAGAAUACAAGCAGCUCUCCGCCUCACUUGGCAGAAAACAAUACAAGCAGCUCCCUGCCUCACUUAGCAGAAAACAAUACAAGCAGCCCCCUGCCCCACUUAGCAGAAAACAAUACAAGCAGCUCCCAGGAAACAGCUAAGGCUGCAGAAAUGGUGACAGAGAAGAUUGAACCUGUGACAGAGAAAACAGAGCCUGCAGUGACAAAGAAAACUGAGCCUGUCGUGAAGAAAAUGGAGCCACUGUGCAAUGUUAUGGAGCCAAGGGGAGAUAUUUGCGAAAUCAACGGGGAUGUGAGGAUUCAAGGAACUUCAUCCUCCAUUUCCCUUGUUUCAUCUCAAAUGGGCAUCUUGCCUGAAGAGAAGAACAACUCAUGGAGUAUAAGGCCUUAUGCUCGGAAAGGUGACCGGACGGCGAUGAGUCACGUUACAGAAUGGUCGGUAAAAUUAGUAUCAAGUCACGAAGAGAUCCCUCAAUGCAACAAAAUUCACAGCGUUCCGGCCAUUGUUUUUUCUCAAGGAGGAUAUACAGGAAACCAUUUCCACGAUUUUACCGAUGUACUUAUUCCACUGUUUUUAACUUCUCGACAGUACAAUGGAGAAGUUCAAUUUCUCGUAACCGACAGAAGACCUUUUUGGAUUGCAAAGUUCCGAACAAUCCUACAAACGCUGUCCAGGUACGAGUUAAUAGACAUUGACAGAGAAAAAGAAGUACAUUGCUUCCCACGUGUGGUUGUUGGUCUUAAACGAAAUCUAAAAGAGAUGAGUAUUGAUUCUUCAAAAUAUUCGUACUCCAUGGGAGACUUUAGAGAGUUCUUAAGAAAUACAUAUUCGUUAAAGAAAACUAAGGCAGUCAAACUCAGAAAUGGUCAACGUAGGAGGCCCCGGCUUCUCAUCAUUUCAAGAAGGAGAUCACGGUCUUUUACCAACGUGGGAGAAAUCACUAAAUUGGCAAGAAGCUUGGGCUACAAGGUAUAUGUUAUGGAGGCGACUAUGGACGUUCCGAAGUUUGCAGAAAUGGUGAAUUCUUGUGAUGUGCUGAUGGGUGUUCAUGGAGCUGGUCUGGCCAACAUUGUUUUCCUUCCCAAGAACGCCAUUCUCAUCCAAGUAGUUCCCUUUGGAGGAUUCGAAUGGCUGGCAACAUAUGAUUUUGGCGAGCCCUCAAAGGAUAUGAACAUACAUUACUUGGAGUACAAGAUAAGCAAAGAAGAGAGCAGCCUGAUACAACAGUACCCCCUCGACGAUGUCGUUUUGAGGGAUCCCUAUACAAUCCAGAAACAAGGAUGGUUAAGGUUUAAAUCAGUGUAUUUGGACAAACAAAAUGUGAAGAUUGAUGUGAAUAGGUUUAGACCCACUUUGUUAGAAGCCCUUGAGCUUCUUCAUCAAUAGAAGUUGUACGUGUAAGAA
Messenger RNA from Corylus avellana, 1760 nucleotides. NCBI's taxonomy places the organism in Eukaryota, Viridiplantae, Streptophyta, Magnoliopsida, Fagales, Betulaceae. The record is from RefSeq and is a predicted model, not a curated record.